GCAACUUCCGAUGGGUUUGCAAUCGUGUCCCCACUUCCUGUUUCCUGCACAUGUUGGAGUUAUGGGGAAAAAGAAGGCACCGAGUACCACUUUAGGUCGAUCUCUGAUUAAAGAGCGAACCCGAAUCCAGCGGGGACCACGGAACAAGGACACCUGGCUUCACACUAGUGAGUUAAAUGAUGGAUAUGACUGGGGACGGCUUAAUCUUCAAUCAGUGACUGAGCAAAGUUCUAUUGAUGACUUUCUUGCAACAGCAGAGUUGGCAGGAACAGAAUUUAUUGCUGAGAAACUUAAUAUCAAAUUUGUUCCUGCUGAAGCCAGAACAGGUUUACUUACAUCUGAAGAAACAGAGAGGAUUCAAAAACUACAUGAGGAUAAUGAACAGUUUUUAUGUAUACCAAGAAGACCUUACUGGGAUGAAAAUACCAGCGCAGAAGUUCUCAAGCAAUCUGAGAGAGAGACUUUUUUGGAAUGGAGACGGCAGCUUGCUAAGUUAGAAGAAGAGAAGAAGCUGAUUCUGACUCCAUUUGAAAGAAAUCUAGACUUUUGGCGCCAAUUGUGGAGAGUCAUUGAGAGAAGUGACAUAGUGGUGCAGAUUGUGGAUGCUAGAAAUCCUCUUCUUUUCAGAUGUCAGGAUUUGGAACGCUAUGUAAAAGAAAUAAGCCAGCACAAAGAAAAUAUUAUCCUUAUUAACAAGGCAGACUUGUUAACACCAGAACAACGGCAGUCUUGGGCAGAAUUUUUUCAGACGGAGGGUGUGAAAGUUGUGUUCUGGUCAGCCUUGGCAGAAGGACAGAGACUCGCUGCUGAUGUAAAGGAUGAGCAGCUGCAGUAUGAAGAACAGUCUACCGAUAAAGAAGAGUCUACUGAUGACGAAUAUAAUGAGGAAGAGGAUAAUGACAUUUCAAGUGAAAACUCUCGCACAAGUGAAAAUGAGGGACUUAGUGACACAAGUGAUGAGUUUGAAGACUGUGAGGAGGAGGGGGGGGAAGAUGAUGAUGAUGAUGAUGAUGAUGAAGGGUGGCAGACAUGCUCGGAAGAAGCAGAGGAUGAAAGGGUGGCUCCAGAUCAUACAUCUGAAAAGACACAAGACAUUGUAAUCUGUAAUCACAGCCAUUUAGUUCAAAAAGAUGAACUGCUUGAAAUAUUCAAAGCAAUGCACACAGGACAGAGGAUAAAAAAGGAGCAAAUCACAGUUGGUCUGGUAGGUUACCCCAAUGUUGGGAAAAGCUCCACUAUCAACACUAUCCUUGGAAACAAGAAGGUUUCUGUUUCAGCAACACCUGGACACACAAAACAUUUUCAGACGCUGUUUGUAGAGCCUGGGCUUUGCCUUUGUGACUGCCCUGGCCUUGUGAUGCCUUCUUUUGUGUCUUCUAAAGCGGAGAUGAUCUGCUGCGGCAUUUUACCCAUUGACCAAAUGAGAGACCAUAUUCCACCAAUCUCACUUAUUGCCCAGCGUGUCCCACGACAUGUUUUGGAAGAUGUUUAUGGAAUCAAUAUAAUAAGACCACGGGAAGAUGAAGAUCAGGACCGCUGUCCCACAGCUGAAGAACUGUUAUCAGCUUAUGGAUAUAUGAGAGGAUUUAUGACUGCACAUGGGCAGCCUGAUCAGCCAAGAUCUUCUCGAUACAUAUUGAAGGACUUUGUCACUGGCAAACUGCUAUACUGUCACCCUCCCCCAGGAAUUGAGCCAUUAAACUUUCAGCCGCAGCAUUCAGCUUAUCGGGAAAGAAGAGAACUUCUUGAGGCCACAGAACCAAAAUCUGUCACUGGCAAAAAAGUCAAGCAAAUUGAAAAUGUUGUGGACAAAACAUUUUUUCAUCAGGAGAAUGUUCGUGCUUUGACCAAAGGUGUGCAGUCGGUAAUGGGAUAUAAACCGGGAUGUGGCCGUGCACCAUUAAAUGCAACCAGCACCGAGACAGUUUGUGGAAAACCCUGGAAAAAGCAUGGCAACAAAAACAAAAAAGAAAAAGUUCGAAGGCUAAACAAGCAUUUGGAUGCAUAAAAAUCUCUUCAUAUGGAACCAAAGAUGUCCUAUUUUCUUUUGUAUUUUUUUUUCCCAAGAAACAUUAAUUUUGUUUUAACACUUUUUAUUUCUAAAUACAUUGUUGGAAUUCUUCUGUAAAUAUUUUGGAUUACAGAAUAAAGCUCACUUCCAUUGUAUCUCAACUGGGUUACACAAUAUAAACAAAAUUCAGCCAAACUAUAAUAUAGACAAAACAAAGUUAAACAUUGUUACUGGAAUGGGCAUGUUUAAUAUUACAUUUCCUGGAGUAUAGCACCCAAAUGGCAUAAGGAAUUUAUGCAAAAGGAAUUUAUGGGAAAAAUAAAAUUGAUUCUCAUAAACUGCUGGAUAAAGAGCUCUCUCUAUAUUAACUAUCUUUCAUUCUCACUUAGAGCUGCUAUUGGAUGGCUAAGUAUCUACUUCAAUAACUGGGCUGUAUCCACUUGGCUUGUGUGUGGUUGGAAUAUCAGAGCUCAUUUAAAGAAGUAUUUUACCCGAGUUAGAUUCAAUUGGGAGACACGGGGGUUCAUAUUACAGAGAUCUGUGUCUGCAGAAUGGAGGGAAGAAGUGGAAUGGAAGAACAUCUAGCAGUGGCACUAAAACCGAGGGAAUGUGAAUUCUGCUUAAAUGGAGGGAAGAGUUGAAACUAAAUGAAAUAGAGCUGAGAUGUAAUGUAGUGUGGCAGUCAAAGCCUGAAACUUUUAAAAAGGACAACUAAAAUUGUACUGGGCCACACUUAUCCCUUUCUGGUUUUUGUACUGGAAACCCUUAAACUUUCUAUUUGUAAAUGCUAUUGCUGUCUCUUUCAAGAUACAGAUGUUUGAAAUAUUCUACAAAUUUCCUUUAAAGUGAUUGAUAACCAUCUGGUUGGGGUGAUUUUUUUUUUUGUGUGGAAAUUUCACACUAGAACAUUUGUAGUACAGUAUAACACAACAUUAUUUAUUUAACAAUGAACUUGUUUGAUCAAUCUUUUGUAUGUAUUUUUUUUUUAUAUUUUUGUUUUAUCAUAAUGUUGACAAACCUGACUUGACAAAUACAUUCAGUUUCCUCAUCA
This is a messenger RNA of Pelobates fuscus (common spadefoot toad), 3062 nucleotides long. It is a transcript of the gene LSG1, whose product is annotated as large 60S subunit nuclear export GTPase 1. Gene Ontology annotation, cellular component: cytosol. The coding region runs from base 11 to 2008 and encodes 665 amino acids. The record is from RefSeq and is a predicted model, not a curated record. Gene Ontology annotation, molecular function: GTPase activity; GTP binding. Lineage: Eukaryota; Metazoa; Chordata; Amphibia; Anura; Pelobatidae. The transcript has 14 exons. Gene Ontology annotation, biological process: ribosomal subunit export from nucleus.